Orbilia oligospora ATCC 24927 is the source of this 816-nucleotide messenger RNA. RefSeq lists its product as uncharacterized. The record is from RefSeq and is a predicted model, not a curated record. Lineage: Eukaryota; Fungi; Ascomycota; Orbiliomycetes; Orbiliales; Orbiliaceae. The coding region runs from base 1 to 816 and encodes 271 amino acids. The transcript has 2 exons.
AUGGAUCCAGAAAGCUACAUACCGGCCAAUCCCACGGAAGGCAUAAUGAACGAUAAAGAGAUAGACCCCAACAGCCCUUACAUCACAACAGCCCCCACAGCUCCCACAACGCCCCGCACUUCCCAAACCUUCCCCUCCACCCCACCAGAGUACCCAAUCCACCAACCUCCCCUAACAACCACCACUUUCUUCUCCCAAAAUGCUCCAAAGAUAAUAACCCCUUACACAAUCUCCCAAGCCAAAAAUCUCACCCUCCUAACUUCAAUCCACGCCUUUUUCCUCCUCUGGUGGACCUUCUCAAUCUUCAUCGGAAUCUAUUCCACACCAACAAAGGAUGACUACGACCCAAAUGAACACGGAAUAACCCCAGCUUUUGCCUCCCAACUUCUAAGAUUCAGAAUAUCAUUAAUAGGAAUUGUACCCGCGGCUUUAAUCUCUUUAUUCAAACUCACGGUACUACCGAGAUUAUUCAACAACCAAAGGGUAUCAGAAGAAUACAAACGGUUAACAGUAGAUAUCAACCAUAACACUGAAGAAGAUGAGAUCUAUGGAUCAAAUACUCAGGGGUAUGACGAAUACCUAAAAUAUGGAAAACCACAUCUUCUUGUGGGACAAUGGUGGGAAAAGUAUAUUGAAUGGGAAAGAUUGAUGAAUCUUUGUCUCCAUGUUUUUGGAAUGGUAGUUACGAUUUGGUUGGCUGUGGGGAAGUUUAGAGGGUAUAUUAGACCUAGAGGUCCCUUCGACGACGCUAUCUGUGCGUUCUCGGACCCGAGGGCUUAUGCUGGAGAUGAACAGCAGCUUGAUGUAGUUGUUUAA